AUGAAUGUAAUCCACUGCAGAUGCAAAGGGGCUGACUUCACCUGCUACUCAUACGACUUCAUGUCUGCCAGCGAGAAGAUCUGCCGUCUCUCUCAUCACUCCUCAGCCACGUUGGCGCACAUUCAGGAGCCUUACCUUGAGAUCAGCAACGCCACCACGAACGAGAUGCAGUCCUGCUAUCAGGUAACGGUGGAGUGCCGUGGCGCCGAGAUGUUAGCCAGGAUCUCCACCUCGACCUUAUUCCACGGAAAGGUCUACGCGAAGGACCGGCCCAACAGCUGCGUUAUGGAUGUCAAGAACUCUACCGAAUUCGAGAUUGUUCUUCCUUACAACGACGUCAACUGUGAUGUAGUACAAGAGGGACCCGGUGCCUUCUCUACUAAUAUUGUUAUUCAGCACCACGACAUGAUCGUCACUUCCGCCGACGUUGGCCUCGCACUUCAUUGCAAAUAUGACCUUAAGAACCAAACUGUGACGAACUCGCUCAUCUCCGGCCUAGAGGUCAAGGGAGCUCUUGACACGGCUGAGUUCUUCGAGGAGACGAUCGUCGAGUCCCCAAAUGUUGUUAUGAGAGUCACCACACUGAGAGGAGACGAUAUUUUCUCAGCUCAAGUUGGAGACAACAUGGCUCUCCGAUUCGAGAUCACCGACGAGCAGAGUCCGUACGAAAUUUUCGUUAGGGAUUUGAUUGCCAUGGACGGCCAGGACAGCUCGGAAAUCCUUCUUAUCGACGAAAGAGGCUGCCCCACCGACCCUACAAUCAUGUCCUCAGUCGUGCAGAUGGGUAGCGGUUCUGUCCUCCAUGCACCUUUCCAAGCCUUCAAGUUUCCCGCGUCAGACAUCGUGCAGUUUCGGGCUCUGGUGACUCCGUGCCUUCCUCGUUGCGAGCCCGUGCAGUGCAGCGUGCAAGGGUUCGACGGCGUGCCCCGCAACGAGCUGUCGUAUGGAAGGAAGAAGAGAGAGGUUCACGAAACUGACAUUAUGGUAGCCCAAUCCGUCCGAAUCACAGACAAGUUCCAAUUCUCGGCGUCACGCCAGGAAGAAGUUGAGGUGGACCUCGCCCAAGAAACUUGCUCUUCCUUCACCGGUGUGAUAGUCGCCUGUGCCCUCUUCCUCGCGGCCCAGUUGGUGCUCCUGAUGGCGUGGAGCUACUUGUGGCACAAGAAAAGAGCCACCAAGCAAAUCGACCCUAACCCGCCCUCUUCUCUGUACUUCGGCACGACAUCCUCUCGCACCUCUUCUUCAUAUCUCACAGAUUAAGCAUCUAAGUGACACCAGUCUUCACUCAACACUUUUCUCCAGCACGCACGCACGCACACACACACACGCACACAUGCACACACACACACGCACACGCACACACACACACACACACACACGCACAC
Penaeus vannamei (Pacific white shrimp) is the source of this 1385-nucleotide messenger RNA. The record is from RefSeq and is a predicted model, not a curated record. Lineage: Eukaryota; Metazoa; Arthropoda; Malacostraca; Decapoda; Penaeidae.